Molecule: messenger RNA, 576 nt
Organism: Cladocopium goreaui
Lineage: Eukaryota; Dinophyceae; Suessiales; Symbiodiniaceae
Source: the annotation of a GenBank genome assembly
AUGAAAACCAACCAUCACGAACCCGCGAACUCGCGAACUAUCAAAAAUCCCAUUCAAAAGUUAGUUGAAUCAGUUUUUCAUCCUUUUUUUUGUUUUUUUUUCAAAGCCAUCGCACUUGGGGUCCUAGCCUCCCGCUGGCCGCAGGACCUCUUCUCGCAGAAGAGCCAUCUGCAGGGCGAUGAGCUUCGCGUCUGGGCCUCCUUUGUAGAGAUCUACAACGAACAGCUCAGAGAUCUGUUGGAACCCAGCGGCUUGCGACAAGAGACGCAAAGCAGCUUAAGGAUCAUGGACCACCCUGCGCUGGGGGUGAUCAUUCCGGGCUUGGUCGAAGCGGCGUGUCAGUCCGUGAUGGAGGUGAAGAAACUCAUCAGAUUUGGUCUGAAGAAACGAGUAACCUCGGCCACCAUCAUGAACAAUACGUCCUCCCGUAGCCAUGCGGUCUUCAUCCUCAAGGUACAGCGCUUGGCUGGUGGAUGCGAGCGUUCGGACUCCACGAACGCGCGGAUGAACCUGGUGGAUUUGGCAGGCGAAGCCGUGGUGACGUGGUUUCCCGUGGUGACGUGGCGCGGGGAAUAG